UGUCGGCCAGGCAUGCAGUCCCAUGGAGUCCUCCCAUAGCCGGGGCUGAUUCUGUCUGCCGGACUCGAGCAGGGGGGCAAGAGACAGGGGUACAAAGUAUCUCUGCGUCUCCAUGACAAUAACCCGGCUCAGCCAGCGACCCCUCGAAUACCCCCUACUGGGGUCACAAACACUGUCCCGGGAGUUCCAGACCAAGCAGAUGUAGGAAGCGGAGAGGAAGCCGGUCUUCUGGAGAAAGACCAAGUUUAUAGGAGAAAGAUUUGUCCGGGAAAUACAAAGGAUGGCGCGGGGAGUCGGGGUCCGCAGCGACGAGCUUCUUCCGUCCACCGAGGGCAGAUAUGACCAUGACGGCCAACAAGAUCGCAGCCAUCCCUCAGAGAGCGGCCGGGAAUAAAAUCCCGCGAGAUAUUCUGGAACGAUCUCAGUCCGUGUCGCCGCCGCCUGUUUUGUCUCCGGUCCGAACACAGUCGUACCCCCUGAGCGACAGCGAAGAGUUCUGCAAAACCGGGAGGCUGCCCCAUAUACCCAGCACCAAGCUGGUUAUUAAAGACUGGACGCUGAGAGGGUCAAACCUACCGGACCCCCGAGCCCGAGCGUCGGCCGCCGACUCUUCCAACCAUCUCCUUAAGUCGGUCAGCGUCGCCUGUCUGGAUAAAAGGCUGUCGGUGUUUAAAGGUCCCGGCCAAAAAGAAAAUGCCCCGGAGAAUAAGGACAGCGAUGUGAUUGGCAACUGGCAGCUCAGUAGGAGCGCGCUCUCUCUGGGGUCCGCUGCCAACCAGCGCAGCCGACCCCACAACAGGAACCCCGUGCGCUCCCAAGCUCUUGACAUUAAGAGGAAGAUUUCAGAAUGGGAAUGCAGAAGGGACUCCGCUCCCAGGCUCAGCUUGUUCGUGGACAAAGUCGACCAAGGAGACAAGUCUACCAGUGAAGGAUGUCCCAGCAUGCUGGCGUCGCCAUGCAGUGAGAAGACGUUCGACUUCAAGGGAUAUCGGAGAAUGAGCAGAACAUUUUCGGAUUGCUCCUACCCAGAGACAGAGGAGGAGGAGGCUUUGGAUCGAGACUCGCUGCACAGGUUUGAAAGGAGGUCGAGUCGCACGGAACCGGCCAAUGCGUUCAUCAGAGGGCACUCGAGGAAAGAGUCUUCUGCUGUACUCAACAGAAUCCAGAAGAUCGAGCAGGCCUUGAAGGAGAAUCCAGGGAUGGGCCUCCCGCAGCUGCCGAGUAGUUGUUACAGCGUCGACACCGGGAGGAAAAGGUCUGUGACGUCGGGUACGCUUGACCUUCUUAAUGACUCCGUGACUAGCAGUAAAAGUGGGAAUGUAAAUAUUAUAAGCGAGCCGGAGAAUUUUAUGGAAAAAAAUGCCAAAACAAAACAAGGGAAUAUCUCAAACUCUAAUGGUUCCGGCGCUGUUCCGGAGAGCCCCGGGGCCGAGGUCAAUCCUGUCCCCAAACCCAAACGAACCUUUGAGUACGAAGCUGAUAAAAGUCAUAGAAACGCAUCCAGCAGCGGGGCGCCAUCUUCUCCCUCGCCCGUUUCCCCACCACCCCUUCCAUCCACCCCGGCACCUCCAGUCACCAGGAGACCAAAGAAAGAGGGGCACCGGAAGGCAUCCCAAAACAGAAAGUCUCUAGAAUUUGAGGAUGCUUCGAGUGUCCGCUCCCUGUGCCCCCCAUCACCUGUAGAAAACGGUACGGAGAAAAAGCACCGGUCUAGUUCUAAAAGCACUUUAGAAGAUAACACUUAUGAAGACAUUGUAGGCGAAUCGCCCAAGGAAAACCCCUACGAAGAUGUGGACCUGAAAGGACGACAUUCGGGUCGAAAGACCCAGCCGUCGGCCGACGUCUCUUUGGAACCGGCAAACAGGAUGUGGCGGCUGCACGACAGGAAGUACACGACACCUACGCAGACGCCCUCUAAAGCCAGCAGCCAGUCGCUAAGGAUCGGAAGUGCCCCUGAGCGCAAACACCGCGUGCCCCGGCUUCCUAAACGCCACAGCCACGAUGACAUGCUGCUCCUCGCCCAGCUCGCCAUACCGCCUUCACCCUCCAGCCUCAACGAGGACAGUCUAAGCACAACCAGCGGCCUCCUGGCCCGGCGGGCACGGCGGAUCCCCAAGCUUGUACAAAGAAUAAAUUCCAUCUACAGCGCAAAACGAGGCAAGAAGAGACUCAAAAAGCUGUCUAUGACCAACCUGGAGACCGCGUCUUUGCGAGACGAUAACAGUGAGAGUGAAAGCGACUCGGAUGACAGAUUUAAAGCGCAUACCCAGCGCCUCGUCCAUAUUCAGUCCGUGCUGAAGACGGCGCCGAGUUACCGCACCCUGGAGCUGGAGCUCAUUGAGUGGCAGGAACGGGAACUCUUUGAGUAUUUCGUCGUGGUGUCCAUGAAGAAAAAGCCUUCCAAAAACGCGUACUCGCCUGAGGUCACCUACCAGUUCCCGAAGCUAGAGAGGCCGACCAAGCAGGUCCGGGAAGCCGAGGAACGUCUGAAGGCCAUUCCCCAGUUCUGUUUCCCCGACGCCCGCGACUGGCUGCCUGUGUCUGAGUAUAACAGCGAGACCUUCUCUUUCAUGUUAACCGGAGAAGAUGGCAGCAGGCGGUUUGGAUAUUGCCGACGGCUGCUGCCGAGCGGAAAAGGCCCCCGUCUGCCCGAAGUCUACUGCGUGAUCAGUCGGCUUGGCUGCUUUGAUUUGUUUUCCAAGAUCCUGGACGAGGUGGAGAGGAGGCGCGGGAUCUCCGCCGCUCUCGUGUACCCGUUUAUGAGGAGUUUGAUGGAAUCGCCGUUCCCAGCCCCUGGAAAAACCAUCCGGGUGAAGACCUUCCUGCCUGGCGCAGGCAAUGAGGUGAUCGAGCUGCGGAGGCCCAUGGAUUCCCGCCUGGAGCACGUGGACUUCGAGUGCCUGUUCAGAUGCCUCAGCGUCCGGCAGAUCAUCCGGAUCUUCGCCUCCCUGCUGCUAGAGAGACGCGUCAUCUUCGUGGCCGAAAAGCUAAGCACCCUGUCCAGCUGCUCGCACGCCGUCGUGGCCCUGCUUUACCCCUUCUCCUGGCAGCACACCUUUAUACCCGUCCUGCCGCUGUCUAUGAUCGACAUCGUGUGCUGCCCGACUCCCUUCCUGGUGGGGCUGCUGUCCAGCUCUUUACCUAAACUCAAGGAGCUGCCCGUGGAAGAGGCUUUGAUGGUGAAUCUGGGCUCGGACCGGUUCAUAAGACAGAUGGACGAUGAGGAUACCCUGUUACCCCGGAAGCUGCAGGCGGCUCUAGAACAGGCUCUGGAGAGGAAAAACGAGUUGAUUAAUCAGGAUUCCGACAGCGAUUCGGACGAAGAGUGUAACACGCUGAACGGGUUGGUAUCGGAGGUCUUCAUCCGCUUCUUCGUGGAAACCAUCGGCCACUAUUCUCUGUUCCUGACUCAGAACGAAAGAGGAGAGAGAGUCUUCCAAAGGGACGCCUUCCGCAAAUCCGUGGCUUCCAAGAGCAUCCGGCGUUUUCUGGAGGUCUUCAUGGAGUCGCAGAUGUUUGCUGGAUUUAUUCAAGACCGAGAGCUCAGAAAAUGCAGAGCGAAAGGGCUCUUCGAACAAAGGGUGGAGCAAUACCUAGAAGAACUUCCCGACAGCGAGCAGAGCGGCGUCAACAAGUUUUGGCGAGGACUCGGGAACAAGAUGAAGUUUCUUCACAAGAAAAGCUAGACCCCCCCCAAAAUAGCGAGUGACUAUU
Molecule: messenger RNA, 3714 nt
Organism: Spea bombifrons (plains spadefoot toad)
Lineage: Eukaryota; Metazoa; Chordata; Amphibia; Anura; Pelobatidae
Gene: DENND2B
Product: DENN domain containing 2B
Exons: 20
Coding region: 339-3686 (1115 amino acids)
Biological process (GO): positive regulation of ERK1 and ERK2 cascade
Source: RefSeq, a predicted model, not a curated record